UGGGAAAGCUCAGUACUUUGUUCGGUGUUCCGAAAGUGUAAACAUCAGUCGUCUUUUUUGCGGGCUGAAACUACACGUACCCCAGCAUUCCGGCGGACACCUGUUGAACUGAUAUAGGGUUUGGAACUGAAAAGUGACAUCCAGCCGCUCUGUUCGGAAGACGUCGAGUGUUGAGCGAAGAAAACACGAUGAAGACAGGCGUGGUCGCUGUUGCCUUCGUGCUCGCUUUCAUCGGUACGAGUACGAGUCUCCCAACAGGUCUACUCAACCAUGCAGAGUUGGAUCAUAUGACAGCAGUCCUGCUACCCCAAGUACAAGGAGCCGAAUACGGGUAUGAAGAUGAUGAGAUCCUGGAUCGAGAGGAGAGGUCAUCGCCCCCAAUAGGAUCGGGAUCUGGUCCUCUAGUACCUGGACCUCUAUCAGGACUAACCGAUGAUGAAGACCUCGUCACCGAGUCUCCACGAUUAGCGACCAAGCCGGAGGUAGUGAGGCUGGCUGUACUGUCUAAGGUAACGGCUCGCUUUGCAAGUACAGAGGUUCGAAGCAAGCUUAAGAACCUGGCUAGGAAAGCAGCUGAGGCCAAGUUUACAAUCAGCCUUCCAGAGGAUGCCUUCAUAAGCGCCUUCUCCAUGACCAUUGAUGACAUCGUCUACCACUCUGAAGUGAAGCCAAAGGACGUGGCUCAGAGGGAAUACAACGAAGCCAAAGCCAAGGGUCAAACUGCCGGACAGGUCAAACAAAGUUCACCUGACGAAAACAAAUUCGCUGUGUCUGUGACCGUCGAGGCUCGAUCCUCUGUCCUUUUCAACAUCACGUACGAGCAGCUCCUAAGGAGGAAAAAUGGUGUAUUCGAGCAACGCAUUAGUAUCCAACCGGGCCAGAUGGUACCCGACAUUCGGGUGGAGGCGCAUAUCACUGAACCCCAAGGUUUGAAGGAAGUUAAUGCUUCCUGGGCCGUAGCAGACAAGUCAGAUGAAGCCAAGCUCAAUAACAUGACCCUAGUUGACCUCAAGUCUCGCUCAGCCAAGGUGCUCUUCGACUCCAAAGGGGAAGGACUACUUACCACUUCCAAUGGCAUCAUGGGAGAUUUCAUUAUCAAGUAUGACAUCAUGCAUGAUGCCAAGGCAGGUCACCUUCAGAUUGUCAAUGGCUACUUCGUUCACUACUUCUCACCGGUAGGUUUGCCGAAAACGAGGAAGAACGUCGUCUUCGUCAUCGAUGUCAGUGGUUCAAUGCGUGGUCGAAAAAUGGAUCAGACUAAAAGAGCGUUCACUACGAUCUUGGACGAUGUUCGCCCGAUCGAUCGUAUCAACAUCGUACUCUUCGAAUCAGAUGUUCGAGUGUGGAGGAGCAACCAGAUGGUGGAAGCUACGGGCGACAACAUUGCGGCAGCCAAGAAUCAUGUUAACGAUAUAAGUGCAGGUGGAGGAACAAACUUAUACGAUGGUUUAACGAAUGCUGUUGACCUCCUGAUGGAACACGGCAAUGGCGAGGCCAUGCCCCUCAUCAUCAUGCUAACCGAUGGACAACCGACGUCGGGCAGCGUAACGAGCACGUCUGAAAUCAUCAAGAGAAUCACCAACCUAAUCGAUGGUCGACUGUCUUUGUUCAGCGUCGGCUUCGGAAACGGAGUCGACUUUUCAUUUCUGGAAAAACUCUCGCUUUCCAACCAAGCCCUGGCUCGUAAAGUCUACGAAGACUCGAGUGCGAGUUUACAGAUGAAAGGUUUCUACGACGAGGUUGCAAAUCCACUCCUCUUUAAUAUCAACAUCGAAUACAGCCACGGACUCGUGGAUGAAGACAGCCUCACGCAGUCGAACUUCAUGGCUUACUUUGACGGCACUGAAAUCACGGUGGCGGGAAAACUAAAGGAUGACGUCAUCUAUGCCGUUUGGAAUUCCUCGAACGACGCCAGCGGGCCCAUGGCAGGAGAACAUCGUGACGAGUCCGAUCUCGUACGCAAUGAAACCAUCUUAGCUUCAGCCCAACGUCCGGACACAGUUUCGCUUGUGGAUGGAAAUGAGGGAGGCAGCUACGGUGAGCUGUCUGUCGUCAUCACCGGGCAGUCCCUCGAUGUCGACAUCGAGUUCAACACAUCCACAACGAUAGAGAGAGAGCCCCCUCUACGUCGUCAUGAAGUGGAUGACUUUGCUCAACGUCUCUGGGCUUACCUCACCAUCAAGAAACUUCUGGAUCAACGAAAGACAGCAGACAAUCGUGAAACAAAGGCGGCGCUCUCCGAACGGGCCCUCAACCUCUCGCUCAAAUACCAUUUCGUCACACCUCUGACCUCUCUCCUGGUGGUCAAACCCGAUGUCAAUGACACCGAUGUCCAUGGAGAUGGUGAACCCGAUGUCCAGAGCGCCGAUACGGAGAGGUCAUUUUCAAAUGUGGCUCUCCAAAGUGCUCCUCGACCCCAGAGACCCCAGGUCGCAGCCCGGAGACCUCAGGGACCCCAGGGACCACAGGGACCACAGGGACCACAGGGACCACAGGGACCACCAUCUCGUGGAGAUUCCGUUAGAACGAGACCACAGCACAUCCCACUGUCCUAUCGGCCGGCGGCCGACGUGACUUCUUUUGCCGACAGUGAUCCUCACUUCAUGGUCGAGAUGUCUCAUUCUGGUUUGACCGUGUGUUUUGAUAUCAAUGGCGAUCCUGGUGAUGUAUUCAAUCUCUUGAGUGAUCCCAAGCUCAAUCUGCGAGUAUCUGCCUAUGUCAUUCCUGUGAAACACGACGGGAUUCCCGGUUCCAGUAGGAAUAAUACAUACUUCGGUAAGAUCGGUGUCCUUCUCGGGACGGACCGGUACCUCAUUCUGACACCCGACACCAUCGAAGUCAACAACGAGGCGUUCAAACUCGGCUGGGACGACCCCCUCUCGAUGCGCGUCGGUGACUUCGUCGUCCAUAUCAGGAAUAAGCAUCAAGUGGUGAUCGCUCAUGGUGAUGAUGUGGUGGUGGUGAUCAUGGCGCACCGCGUGAAACACGGAAACAUCUUCCUUGCAGAGAGAGAAAGGGCGACCGACAGGUCUCGUCGCGUUGAUCAUCUUGGGUUCUAUGUUGAGGAAGGAAAGGGUCUUGCUAAAGAGGUCCAUGGUCUCAUUGGUCAAUUUUAUCGAAAGACGGAGGUCCUCGUAUCAAGACCAGUCGUCGAUGCCACCGACCUGUUUGACGAACCCCUGCCCCUGAGCUCCCCCGAUCAGAACGCGACACUCUCGAUCGACGACCGACAGGUCCCCGUGACGCUCAUGAAUCGCCGCAUUCCCCUUAUUCGAGAUUACAAGGAAUGCUGGCAUGCUGCUGAUAAUGCCAAGGGUCUGAUUGAAGGAGACUACACUGACUACAAGCUACCGCAUCUCAAUGCGCGCCCAUCCGCCUAAACAUCUCUUUUUUUAAAAUCUCGAUAUAACUUGAACCAUGUUUGGUUAUUGUUCGUGCUGCAGUUAUAUAAGUGCACAUAA
This is a messenger RNA of Strongylocentrotus purpuratus (purple sea urchin), 3461 nucleotides long. RefSeq names its product inter-alpha-trypsin inhibitor heavy chain H3. The record is from RefSeq and is a predicted model, not a curated record. Gene Ontology annotation, molecular function: serine-type endopeptidase inhibitor activity. The transcript has 14 exons. Gene Ontology annotation, biological process: hyaluronan metabolic process. The coding region runs from base 189 to 3380 and encodes 1063 amino acids. Lineage: Eukaryota; Metazoa; Echinodermata; Echinoidea; Camarodonta; Strongylocentrotidae.